UGAUUGUGAGUCUUAUCAAAGUUUGAUCACCGAUCAGUGUUCGUGAUUCAGCCAUUGGUAUCGGGUCAUCUUCGUGAGGAGGACUUUUGGUGACAUACGAAAGAAUCUCAGCAUACUAAGAAAACGCAAACGAGGAUUACCAAUAUUUUCUCGACGAAGCAUCUGAUCCAAACGCGAAAUAUAACUGAACAUAUUUAAAUUUGCGCACGACCGAAGAUGGGAAUGGAAAACGAUGUAUGGUACAAAACCGUCGAGGAUCUUUUAUCAAAGGCCGACGUCAAAAUCAACGGCUCCCGCCCUUGGGACAUCCGCGUAAAGAACCCCGGCUUCUUCAAACGUGUCUUGAGCGAGGGCUCCUUGGGUCUUGGCGAGAGCUACAUGGAUGGCUGGUGGGAGUGUGAGAGACUGGACGAAUUCUUCUACCGAGUCCUGAAGUACCGCGUUCAAGACCACGUCCCUGAACGGUGGUCUGACGUCUUCCGUCUCUUGGUGGCAAAGCUCUUCAACUUGCAGUCUGUGAGCCGCGCUUUUAAGGCGUCCGACGUGCACUACAACUUGGGUAACGACCUUUUCAGCCGAAUGCUAGACUCGAACAUGAUUUAUUCUUGCGGAUAUUGGGAGGAAGCAACCACGCUGGAAGAAGCGCAGGUGAACAAACUACGGAUGAUCUGCGAGAAACUUCGGCUUGAGCCAGGGAUGCGGCUCCUGGACAUCGGCUGCGGCUGGGGCGGCCUCGCGGAGUACGCCGCCCGUAACUACGGCGUCAGCGUCGUCGCGAUCAACAUCGCCAGCGAGCAGGUGCGGCUCGCCAGAAAGCGCUGCGAAGGCCUGGACGUCGAGGUCCUCCUCAAAGACUACCGGGACCUGGACCCGAACGAGCGCUUCGACCGGAUCGUCGCCGUGGAGAUGUUCGAACACGUCGGUCCGAAGAACUACGGCCACUUCUUCUCCAUCGUGGACCGGCACCUGGCCCCUGACGGACUCCUCUUGCUGCAGGUGAUCGGGUCCAACGGAGCCACCACGAAGGCCGACGCUUGGACCGUCAAGUACAUUUUCCCGAACGCGUAUUUGCCGUCCAUGCAGGAGAUCACGGCGGCCAGCGAGGCGUUCUUCGUCAUGGAGGACUGGCACAACUUCGGGGCCGACUAUGACCCGACGCUGAUGGUGUGGCACGAGAGGUUGCUGGCAGCUUGGCCGGAGCUGGCGCAUAGGUACGAAGAGCGCUGCAAACGCAUGUUCGUCUAUUAUCUCAUGUCGUGCGCUGGUUCCUUGCGCGCCCGUAACAUCCAGCUCUGGCAGGUGCUUUUCAGUCGAGGGAGAGAUGGUGGGCUUCGGAGAUCUCUUUCGGUGUCGUGAACGUUGUUGUUUGAAGGUGAUUCGUCAAGCUCAAGUGACGUGGUCGAACUGAUAUGCGAUAUAUCGUAUCGAUUAGGUAAAAAU
This is a messenger RNA of Bemisia tabaci, 1440 nucleotides long. RefSeq names its product cyclopropane-fatty-acyl-phospholipid synthase. NCBI's taxonomy places the organism in Eukaryota, Metazoa, Arthropoda, Insecta, Hemiptera, Aleyrodidae. The record is from RefSeq and is a predicted model, not a curated record. Gene Ontology annotation, biological process: lipid biosynthetic process.